This is a messenger RNA of Metschnikowia bicuspidata var. bicuspidata NRRL YB-4993, 930 nucleotides long. Its product is annotated as putative phosphomutase. The transcript has a single exon. The record is from RefSeq and is a predicted model, not a curated record. Gene Ontology annotation, molecular function: phosphatase activity. Gene Ontology annotation, cellular component: cytoplasm. NCBI's taxonomy places the organism in Eukaryota, Fungi, Ascomycota, Pichiomycetes, Serinales, Metschnikowiaceae. Bases 1 to 930 code for a protein of 309 amino acids.
AUGUCCACCAAGCCGGAUGCCAUCGACGUGCACAACUCGUCAAUCAACAGCGAAGACAGGGAGCAGUAUGCCUGUGCCCAGAGCCUCGAAACCGGGCCUCGCUGGAAGUUUGAGAUCGUCCCGGGCUGUUUCAAGCAGCUGUUGCCCGAAACGGACGAGACCACGUUUGACUAUUUCAAAGAGGGCUUUGGCAAAUUGAAGCCCUGGCCACAGCUUGCCAGUGAGCUCAGAGAGCUCAAUCAAAACAGCCCGCAGCAUGUCGCCUACAAGUUGCUUCUUUUGGGCCGCCACGGACAAGGAUUCCACAACUUGGCCAAUCUCAUCUAUGGCGACGAGCAGUGGAACGCCAAAUGGCUGCACCUCACCACGGACGGCAAGAUCGUGUGGGGCCCAGACCCUGAACUCACGGAUCUCGGGCACUCGCAGGCCAAGGACAAUCACAAGCAGUUGCAAGCGGAAAUCCAGCAGGGCUUGCACUUGCCCACACGGUGGUUUUCGUCGCCGUUCCGCCGGUCGUUGGACACGUUGAUCGGCACCUGGGAAGGCCAUGUAGAUUUGCAGAAGGCACAGCCUUUUAUCAUGGAGGAUCUCCGGGAAACACUCGGCGUACACACCUGUGACAAGCGGUCGCCCCGCCGCGUCAUUGUGGAGAGAUACCUCGACAGGGGCUUCAUCAUAGAAGACGGCUUUGCAGAAGAGGACGAGCUUUUUAAAGACGAUUAUAGAGAGAAGGUGUGGGAGCAGGCCAUCCGCCAGGAACGGGCGUUCCAGCACAUAUUCAGCACCACGGACAAGCACACAGACGACUUCAUCAGUGUGACUUCCCAUUCGGGCUCGAUCCGCACGCAGUUGUUGGUCUUGGGGCACCGGGCCUUUGCCAUUGGCACGGGCGGCAUGAUUCCGGUGGUGGUCAAGGCGACAUAUGAAUAG